This is a messenger RNA of Python bivittatus (Burmese python), 1553 nucleotides long. The record is from RefSeq and is a predicted model, not a curated record. Lineage: Eukaryota; Metazoa; Chordata; Lepidosauria; Squamata; Pythonidae.
UGGCAGCAGCACCAGUCGGAAGAUCUUGCGCUUUGUGGACAAGAUUGCUAAGUCCAAAUAUUUCCAGAAGGCCACUGAGAAUGAAUUCAUUAAGAAGAAGAUGGAAGAGGUCUCCAACACUCCAUUGCUUUUGACUGUGGAGGUCCAAGAACUGACGGGCACAUUGACUGUGAACAUCCCUCCACCUCCGACAGAUCGAAUCUGGUACAGCUUCCGGAUCCCUCCGCAGUUGGAUCUGAAGGUGCGGCCAAAGCUAGGAGAACGGGAGGUCACCUUCCCCCACGUCACUGAAUGGAUUGAGAAGAAGCUCCAACAUGAAUUCCAGAAAAUUUUAGUGAUGCCAAAUAUGGAUGACCUCAUCUUACCUCUUAUGCAUUCUGGUUUGGAAUCCCAGCCUCUUGCAGAAGGACCACAGAAAGAACUUCCCCCUGAGGGUGCCAAGGACAUGUGAGGUGCUGCCCCGUGGUGGUUGACCAGCUCUAGUCUCUUGAGGCAGCUGACCAGAUACCUGGUCAAAGGAGAACCCGUGCCUGAGAACAAACGUUCUCCUCCAAGUCUCCCUGCUGGCCUCUGUUCUCUCUGGACCAGUUUUCAGACAAAGGAGAUUUGCCUGGAUAUGGCUUACAGCAGAAGGAGAUACUCCAGGUGGAUGAAAAGCCCCUUGUGCAGUUGUAUUGCCAAGAAAAAGCUGAGAGACUCCAAGAUCCCUGGCUGUUUGGAAAUCUCUCCAAGUUGCAUCUCUGCAAGUAACUUGAGUUUUAAGUAUCAAUUAAAUGACAGAACCAUCAAUGACACUGAACAGGGUCUGUGUGAAGGAGGAGAUAAGAGAGAAGGACCCCUUCAGCUUGUGCAAAAGGCUACGGGGAGGUAGAAGUCAACUGGAGACGGGGACUCCAGGACUCAAAACGGCUCAGCAAUUUCCAUUUCAGCCUUGAGGAAGGAAAGAUGCCUGAUCAACAGAUUCUGAAAAAUGAGUGGGUGAUGUUUCCUGCCACACCAUCUGUGCUGUUCACGGACUCUCCCUGCUCCUCGCCUACUGGCAACACGGAAGCUGGGAACUGAAGCUUUGCCUUUGAACUCACUCUGACUCAAGCACAGGCUGAGGACUAAAAACCAAAGGGGGGGAGGAGCCACCCCCGUACCACAAUCCUGAUCCAAAGGUUUGAAAAGAAACAUGACCUAGUUUUAAAAUGUGCUUCAGUUCACAUCUCAUUUCGUUCCUGGAACAGCUGGGGCUGAUGGAUGUACAGGAGACUGCUGUGAGUCUCGUAACAGUUGGGGGUGCCCAGGGCACUUCCCUUGGUCCUUCAGCUCGCUCUUUGGAAGGAUGUUGUUUAUUUCUGCCAGACGGGCAACGAGGAAACUACUGAGGCUAGAACGGGCCAGGAAGAAGGUAGCGGCUGAUUGUGAACCUCUUAACUGAGCAUUGACUAAAAGGACCGGCGUGCCGCUGCCCGUGAGCCAGGGGCCAACACUCUCCUAUUUGAUUGCAUGGAUUCUCUACCCGCCUUUAGCCCCGCCCUCCCGGGGCCCUCCCGGGGCCCUCCCGGGGC